GAAAAUAAGUUGGACAUUUUUUUAACAUUUAAAAAGCUAUUAAUGUAUUAAUUUUAGUUGCAGUAUUAAAACAACAUUAGGUCAAUGUGAUAAAAGUAUACACUUUUUUUGUUUUUGGCACAAAACAGGGGAAGAGCUUAAUUGGUACAACUUGGCCCUUCCCCAGUUUCUCAGCCUCAUACAAACAAGUUUUAUAUUAUUCUGACAUUUUGACCUGAUAUUGUAUGAAAACUGAAGAUUCUAACCAAAGACUUUCUUGUGCCAGAAAUUAAAACAAAAAUGAGUUUACCAAAGGAUUGUGCAGAGUUUUUGACAAAGAAUAACUUGUCCCAUCAUGAGGAAUUCUUCUUCAACUUGGGAGUAGCAGGUUUUGAUGACUUUUUUGCUAUAGAAAGCUUAGAUGUAAAAAAAAUUCUCAAGCCCUUAGAAGAAAGAAGACUAUUUAAGGCUUUAAGUGGAUUUAAAUCAGAAAUUAACAAGAAACAGAAAAACAGGCAUCAACUUCCAGACUUUGAAGAUUGUGAAAGAGCUGAUGUAAAAGAAGAAGAAUGUUAUGAACAAGAGAUUGGAGCUGAAGGAGGAUCUGAAAUUCUACAAGAUAAUUUGGAAGAAUGCAUAGCAACACCUAUUCCAUCAACAUCAAAUACGAUGAAAGAGCAGUCAAGUGAACAUCAGGAAUUUGAAAUAAAGAACCAUGGUUUGCAAAUGCCUAUUAUGUUUGGCAAAAAAAACACAUAUGGAAAUGCAGUAGAAAAGGGGAUUAAGUUGUGGACAGACUUCCAGAUAAAAACAGCUAUUGGUUUGGAGAAAAAAAGGAGGGAAUUUUUCAACAUGAAGGCUGAAGAACUGUGCUCAGUUAAGCACAUAAGGCAUAACUGGACAAAGACAGAGAUAGCAGGUGCUGCCGACACAGCUUGGACUUUAAAAAAAACAGCUCUGUUAAAGGUAGAGAACAAUUAUAUCAGUACUCUGCUAGAAGGAAAGAAGGCCCCCAAGCAAAAGGAGUCUACCAUAAGAAAGAACCUAGAGGAAAUGAUGACAAAUCAUAUAAAACUUGAAAGCUUAGACAAGGAAGUGAAGGCAUGUGCAGAAGGAGGUGAUUUCGAUAAAGAAAAGGAAGUAGAGGAAGAGAUGAGGCAAAUCAUGCGGAAGCUUAAAAAUGCCCAAGAAGCUUUAAGAAAAGCCCUACAGGAGAGACUAUGCCAGUUAGGGGAAGAGAAAUCAAAAAUUAACAAAGAUUUCGAACAGAUGCCCUUAUCUGUUGAGAUACAAGACUUUCUGAAAGAACUUCCAGAAGAAGGCAAUGACUCGGAUUUAGAGUUUGAGCCCUUGUGUAAAAAAAAUAAAGAUGAAUGA
Molecule: messenger RNA, 1356 nt
Organism: Mytilus trossulus (common blue mussel)
Lineage: Eukaryota; Metazoa; Mollusca; Bivalvia; Mytilida; Mytilidae
Exons: 4
Coding region: 280-1356 (358 amino acids)
Source: RefSeq, a predicted model, not a curated record